AGCCGUCCCGCCGUAGAAACUCGCCAACGACCGGCUUCCCGGGAAGCCGCAAAACCCUCGCGUGAAUUGUGUUACGGCCGUGAUCAUACGGCCGCCCGAGAUAUCGGUGAAUUGGCGUGUCGCGCUUGUUCUAUUAAUUUUGUAGUGCGGUUCAGGCGACUGCGUGUCGCCGGCGCGACUUUUUUUGCGGAGCGUACUUUGUCUCGGAAUUGCUGAAUUCGCCUUAGCGGAGGCUCGGUGUUCACGUACUUGCCGCGCCGUUCAGAACGCGCUUGAUUGGCUGCCGCGCUUCGCGCGGAGCCAGUCGUCGUGAUCAGUGCGUGUGGCGUAAUUAUGGUAUGAGCUGAGAUAAUUCCCGUGUCCGGCUUAUUAAUUUCUGUUGUCAACUCCUUAUCGCUCUGUAUUUCUGUCUUACGUUAACCGUUAUUCUUUUUUUCCUUUAUUGCAUGCCGUCUCUAUCAUGCACUGCAAUAUAUGUGAUCUCUAUCUGUUACAUCGGCCUGAUUUUGCUUGAUUUCUCGCCUACCCGUCUCCUUCCGUGAGAGAGCCGCUUCGUCCCUGUUUCCGCUACUCCGCCCCUCUACCGGUUAUGGCUCUUGCAGACCAGCGCGACGACGCGAUACGUGACACGCGAUAUCCAAUGAGCGUACAGCUUUUCCUCACGUCAUAUCCGUCGCACUAGAGAUCGCGACGUCGCAACAAAAGUUGGCUAAGUUUGAAGAUUUGUCGCACGCGACAAGCGACACAACCCAACCUAAUCCUCUAAUCGACACAAAUAACGAAUCAACACGGGCAGAUAUAUGUUUUAUGCUUUAUACCAUGUGCAUGCGUGUCGUGCGUGCUUGCAUGUGGCGUGAGUCCGUUUGGACAAUCAAACACCGACCGUUUGUUUUCUGUUCCUGAACUCCCUGAAUUAGUGUGCACUUAAAAUUAAAUAGAUAUGUAUUUGAAAGUUAGUGAAAGCAAGAAGAAACGUGCAGUCUAGUGCAGGAAUAGAAAACAAGCCUCGAGACAACGUCGUUAUCCUCGUGCUUUCGCCUUUGGAUUAUGGUCGUAUCGUCCCCGUGUUACGGUAGAAGGACGGGUACCAAUAUUGUCUGAAUCUGAAUCUGAACACGGGCAUACCGGUAGACUGCAGCAGAUACGGGACGUAAAGAUAAUAAGAAACAUGUCAGAUUGUGAAAAUUACGAAUAUUUAGACGAAGCAGGAGAAUUUGAUACAGAAAAUAUUGAUCCCGAUAAUGAUUCUUUAACAAUUAACUCACAAGUGUUCGAAGAAAUAUUAAUAUUAGAAGUGCAAGAGAGGCCGUGUUUAUGGGAUCAUAGAUUAGACAUAAAAAUGAGAGGAAUGGAUACAAUACGAAAAGCAUGGGAAGAAGUGGGUCAAGCCGUCAAACAUUCAGUAAUAUACAAAUUACAGAUUUAAAUGAAUCUGAAUUUCAUUCAAAAUCGAAUGCAGACGAAAGCUAUAUAGAAGAGACAUGCAUAGAAAGCAGAUCUCCAACAUUAUUAAAAAAUAGAGAUAGAAAUGAAUGUACCAGUGCAUUAGCAUGGUCAUCGAAAUCUAAAACUGCGCAAUGUGAGACUCUUUUUCCUUCAUCGCCAUCCAGUCGAAGUUCAACUCCUUUGUCGUCUGCAAGCAACUCACAAAAAAGGAAGAAAUCUGAUGCUUUCAAAAAAUCAUCUACGGAACAAUCUGAUAGAUUCGAAGAGUUUAUUAUGGGACAAGUUGCACAACCCCAAAGUGAAGCAACUGCAUUUUGCAAUUUUAUUAAAACACGUUUAGAAAAAUUCAACAGACAAUUUUAUUUAGAAGCAACGCAUAAUAUUAUGAGUGAGCUUAUGAAAUUCGAAAAAAAAGCUGAAGAACACCAAAAAUAAAUAUUUAUUACUUUUUUAUAUAUUUUAAAACAGUAUUAAAGUAUAAAAGUAUAAGUCCACACCAAAAAUAAAUAUUUAUUACUUUUUUAUAUACUUUAAAACAGUAUUAAAGUAUAAGUGCAACAAAAAAACUAAGUGCAAUGUAAAAAUUUUUUAUUUUUAAAAUUUUAUUAAUAAAGUUUAUUCAUUAUUUUUUA
Molecule: messenger RNA, 2078 nt
Organism: Solenopsis invicta (red fire ant)
Lineage: Eukaryota; Metazoa; Arthropoda; Insecta; Hymenoptera; Formicidae
Exons: 4
Coding region: 1169-1426 (85 amino acids)
Source: RefSeq, a predicted model, not a curated record